GUGUACGCCACAAAAGUGAAAUGAAUUGACUCACUAGUGUUUUCAAAGUCGUUGUGUUACUCUCAGUGCGGACAUUAUUUUAGUAACUUCACAGUAAUGAGACAGACGUCUCCAGUGGGCAAUUAUGGCAGCAUUAUUAAUUGUGUUGAACAUUAUAUUGCUUGCAAAUAAUGUGCACGGGUCUGUAAAGAAAGGUGUUUCCUUGUAUCCUGGCCUGCAUCUGUGUGAUGGCUUCAAAGUUCUCAACAACAUGUCAUGGUGGUAUGACUGGCGUAUGGACUUGUCGUUUUGGCAUCAAAAAGUGUCAAAAGUGUGCCCACCUUCCACAGACCAGUCAAUGCCACCACAUAUAUCCAUGGUAAAGAAAUACAACAACCAUACAACUAUUCAUAUACCAUGGAAUACUCAGUAUAUUUUGGGUUUCAACGAGCCGAACCACAAGGACCAAGCUGAUAUGACGCCACAACAAGCAGCCGAUGCAUGGCCGGAAAUAGAAAAGCACUCUCACGGGAAACCCCUCGUCAGUCCAGCUACCGCGGGUAUGGCUUGCACUGGUACGAUGAAUUUUUCAGGUUAUGCCACGGUUGUCGAAUAGACUACAUCGCCGCGCAUCUAUAUAGCUGCGACGCCCAUCAGAUCAUGUCAUACAUGCAGAAGCUGCAUCAUAGGUACAACAAGAAAAUAUGGCUGACAGAGUUUGCAUGCCCCUAUUCAAAUGACGAAAAUCAACAGUUGCAUCUCAUGCAGACUUUACUGCCGCAACUUGAGGCUGCUCCAUAUGUGUAUAGGUAUGCUUGGUUUGAGGCUAGAAUAACAAACAAUUUUUACGGUGAUUUUGUAACUACGGCAGCCAGUCUGUUACACAAAAAUUCCUCAACUUUGACGACAAUCGGCCACUUCUACAACAAUUUCCAAGCUAAUGGGCAGGGUUCACAUAUUGUUGGAUGAUGUGUGUAUUAAAACAGCAAAAUAAGAAAGGCAUGGAGCUUG
Mercenaria mercenaria is the source of this 990-nucleotide messenger RNA. RefSeq lists its product as uncharacterized. Bases 125 to 595 code for a protein of 156 amino acids. NCBI's taxonomy places the organism in Eukaryota, Metazoa, Mollusca, Bivalvia, Venerida, Veneridae. The transcript has 4 exons. The record is from RefSeq and is a predicted model, not a curated record.